AUGACCUCAAAGAAAGAGCGUCCCGCCGCCCGACAAGUCCUCUCCGUUUCACGCGGACAUCAGAAUGCUCCCCGCGUGAUGUCUGAUUCCCGGUCUUUACUUGAUGACCCUUGGGAUGAGGGUAGUUUCCAGUCAGCCAAGUCCACAGACGCCACUCAUUAUGCUCUGCAGACCCUCAACAAACACAUCGAGCGACGACUCGCAAAGGUGCAAGCCAACACCAUCCGCCUGAAGCGCGAACUAUGGCUACUCCAGCGACAUAUCAAAGAAUUCCGCCAUCCCCUGUUCGAGAACUGGGAAGCUGACGUGCUUACCCGUCUGAUCGAGGUCGCACACGCCCAGCAGUAUCAGAAAGCACCAAGUGGACUUGUGAUCGGACAGCCGACAUUUGCUGAAAGGGAAAAGCUCACCCAGACAUACAUAAGUGCGGCGAAGGGAAUCCGCCUAGCGACUCUUCGUAAACUCGGUCUGUCGGAGAAGUACCAUCAAGCUUUGCAGCGAUACUCAGAGGUCGCGCCUUAUCGAAGUUCGCGUCCCUAUCAGACCGAGUUCACGUUCGCCAAGUGGCUGAUUGAGGAGAAGGAGAAUAGGCCAGAGCUGUAUGAAUUCUGGUCGAAGCUUUUCCCAGUUUGCUACAAUCGCAGCAUUGACAAGAGUGCGGCUAUUUUCUAG
Molecule: messenger RNA, 672 nt
Organism: Penicillium bovifimosum
Lineage: Eukaryota; Fungi; Ascomycota; Eurotiomycetes; Eurotiales; Aspergillaceae
Exons: 3
Coding region: 1-672 (223 amino acids)
Source: RefSeq, a predicted model, not a curated record